Molecule: messenger RNA, 1587 nt
Organism: Lachancea thermotolerans CBS 6340
Lineage: Eukaryota; Fungi; Ascomycota; Saccharomycetes; Saccharomycetales; Saccharomycetaceae
Gene: ATG18
Product: phosphoinositide binding protein ATG18
Exons: 1
Coding region: 1-1587 (528 amino acids)
Biological process (GO): autophagy of mitochondrion; nucleophagy; protein localization to phagophore assembly site
Cellular component (GO): cytosol; phagophore assembly site membrane; fungal-type vacuole membrane
Molecular function (GO): phosphatidylinositol-3-phosphate binding; phosphatidylinositol-3,5-bisphosphate binding; protein binding
Source: RefSeq, a predicted model, not a curated record
AUGACCUCGCCUUCUCGCGUAAUAAACUUUUUGAACUUCAAUCAAACUGGAACAUGCAUAUCGAUGGGAACAUCAGAGGGUUUUGAGAUUUUCAACUGUGACCCUUUCGGUAAGUUUUAUUCGGAUGAAAGCGGUGGGUACGGGUUAGUUGAAAUGUUGUUUUCGACCUCUUUGCUUGCGGUCGUGGGAGUCGGAGACCAACCAGCUAUGUCUCCAAGAAGGCUCCGGAUCAUAAACACCAAGAGACACUCUGUUAUCUGCGAAGUGACCUUCCCCUCUACAAUUCUUGCCGUGAAGAUGAACAAAGCAAGACUGAUAGUGUUACUAGAGGAUCAAAUCUAUGUAUACGAUAUCAGCAGCAUGCGGCUUUUGCACACGAUAGAAACAGCAACAAAUACGCGAGGAUUAAUAGCAGUUUCACCGUCACUCGAAAAUAACUACCUAGCUUAUCCUUCUCCUCCAAAGGUUAUAAAUUCAGAAAUAAAAGGGCAUGCCACCACGAACAACAUAAGUCUUUCAUCAGGGGAUGCCGGGUCGAACACAAGUGCUACGGACAGUUAUGUCGAUACGUCUGUGUUUUCUGCUCUUCGCAAUGGGACCAGUGAUAGUGGUCCCAGUGGGUCCUUCAAGAACGGGGUCGAAAGCGCUCCCGUCUCUACUGUUCAAAGCCAACCCAACCCCAAGAACACGAAUAACAUCAUAAAGAAUGGCGAUGUCAUUUUAUUUAACAUGCAAACUCUGCAGCCUACGAUGGUAAUAGAGGCACACAAAGGAGAAAUAGCGUCUUUGACGUUAAGCCGAGAUGGUACCUUACUUGCUACGGCAUCAGAAAAGGGAACAAUAAUAAGAGUUUUCUCAGUUGAAACGGGAACAAAAGUAUACCAAUUCAGAAGGGGCACAUACCCAACCAGGAUAUAUUCAAUGUGCUUCAGUGAUGAUAACCAGUUUCUUGCUGCAAGCUCAUCUAGCAAGACCGUCCAUAUCUUCAAAUUAGGCAAAUCUGCGUUCGAAACAGGAAGUGUUGACGCGCAUAAUAACAGUGACCUCGAUGAUCAAGAAGGAGAUGAAUUUUCUAUUGAGGACACUGAGGAGGGAGAAAACGAAGAAGUCACUUCGUUAGGUCAAAGCUCAGGAGCUAGUUUUGACUCGUCACAGAUGGAUGGCCACCUCAAAGAGCCAGUAGUAGACGCUUCCCGCAGGACCGUUGGGCGCAUGAUACGCAAUUCUUCACAAAAGUUUUCACGAAGAGCUGCCAGAACGCUAGGCGCUUACUUUCCAAUAAAAGUGACUUCAUUGCUUGAACCAUCAAGACACUUUGCCAGCUUGAAGCUACCCAUUGAAGGUAGCGGAAGCGUAAAGUCCAUAGCAGCUAUUGGCCAACCAGUUGAUGUGGAUACCACAGUGUAUCCCGAACUUUUUGGAAACAACAUUUCAGAUUCUAGCACUGGUGACACAAAGGCGGGCGUAAUGAAAAUGGUACCUGUCCGCGUCAUAUCUUCCGACGGCUACUUGUACAACUACGUGUUAGACCCCGAAAGAGGUGGUGAUUGCCUACUGUUGAGCCAAUUUUCGCUGCUUAUGUGCUAG